Molecule: messenger RNA, 1307 nt
Organism: Hibiscus syriacus
Lineage: Eukaryota; Viridiplantae; Streptophyta; Magnoliopsida; Malvales; Malvaceae
Product: E3 ubiquitin-protein ligase PRT1-like
Exons: 7
Coding region: 313-1248 (311 amino acids)
Biological process (GO): proteasome-mediated ubiquitin-dependent protein catabolic process
Molecular function (GO): ubiquitin protein ligase activity; zinc ion binding
Source: RefSeq, a predicted model, not a curated record
AAAUAAAAUAAAAUAAUAGGUCCAGAAAAAUCCAGGCGACGGCAUAGAUAUACAAAGCAAGAAUAGGAUAGAAGAGAGUCGGUUUAUCAACUACCCUCCAAAUUUCAGAGUGGAAGGAAGGUUAAUAGAUUCCUUUCAGAUUUGUCCCAUGGAAGAAUGUCAAUCUCCCGACGCUUUCGAUGUUCUUAACUCUGAAGAAAUUCCCUACCAUUUCGUUUGUUGCGUUUGCUUCUAAGUAAAUAGGAUCUUCUUUACAAGCCAAUCGUUCUGCAUUGUGGUCAUAUAGCAUGUUUCUGGUGCAUUCACAAAUCAAUGAAUUCUCAAAACGAGUCUCAUUGUCCAAUUUGUAGAAAUCCAUACUCUCACUUUCCUGGAAUUUGUCAAACACUUCAUUUCUUGCUGUUAAAGUUAUAUCCGAUUAUAUACAAUAAAAGGGAAGUCCAAACUCUAGAGGAGGAAAAGAGAGUUGGCUAUUUCUCUCCGGAGUUUAAUGAUCACAAAUGUGAAUCACAGGCUGAUACCGACAUAGAGGAACUUAGUCAAAUGAGACCUGUUGCAGGGGAAGAAAAGGAUCGGAUUUCAGUUGCGGAUUUGCUUUGUACCGCAUGCAAGCAAUUGCUUUUUCGUCCUAUUGUUCUUAACUGUGGUCAUAUUUACUGUCAAACUUGCAUCAUCUUCCCUGCCAAUGAGAUGCUUAGAUGCCCAGUUUUUCAAUGCUUGCAUCCAAGUAGUUUUCCAAAUAUCUGCUUGACUCUUGAUCAGUUUUUGGCGGCUCAAUUUCCCAAUGAAUAUGCUCUAAGAAAAGAUUCUGUUCUGCUCAAGCAAGUCUCUUCCAAGCAUGAUAGAGCAACCAUCUGUUCCGUGGAAGCUAGUAAAUUAGAUUUCAAACCUCUCGAACUGCCCUCAAGUGGUCGUUUUCCUUCCUCUGUUCAAGCUAGCUCAUAUAAACAUGUAGGAGUUGGUUGCGAUGCUUGUGGGAUGUCUCCAAUAAUUGGGGAUAGAUACAAAUGCAUAGAUUGUACAGAGAAAAUGGGAUUUGACCUUUGUGGAGAUUGCAAUGCUACUCGGCCUAAGCUUCCGGGCAGAUUCAAUCAGAGACAUACCCCAGAACACAGGUUUCAGCGCUUACACCGACUUGAAUGCACUCCCCUGGUGGUAGAACCUUUACAGUGCCUCAGGCUCAAGUUGCAAGGAUGGUGGUGUUAUUUGAAGUAUUUUGUAUGUAUUUGCAUGAAUGUGUGUAUAUAGAAACAAAAUAAGCUCAAUAUGAAUGUGUGGACCUUUGAACAUUCCUAAUUCAUCCCCAA